This is a messenger RNA of Oppiella nova, 1079 nucleotides long. The record is from the annotation of a GenBank genome assembly. Lineage: Eukaryota; Metazoa; Arthropoda; Arachnida; Sarcoptiformes; Oppiidae.
AUGGCUUCAUUUUCAAUGCCCUUCUCGUACACUAUCUUCAUGUAUGGCAAAUGGCUGCUUCACCCGGCCUUCUGUCCAGUCGUCCUAUCCAUCCAUGUCUUCUCCGUAUUUGUCAGCAUUUAUACACUGAUUGCCAUCGGAAUCGACAGAUAUUACGCGAUCGUCCGACCAUUAGAUAGAAGAAAUUGGUUGAAAUACUUUCCCCGGAUUACUAUAUUAGUGAUAUGGAUGUCCGGGUUUGGUCUGUGUCUGACCACAUACUUCAACAGCGAGGCCGUCCAGUUUGAGUUCAAUAACGCCACUCAUUAUGACUGCCGCGAGACAUGGGAUGAAGACGACGGCAGAAUCUACACAAUCAUUAUGUUUGUCAUUACAUUUGUAUUUCCGGUCGCUGUCCUCAUCUUUGUCUACUCACGUAUUCAAAUAUUUCAGAUGACUAUAUGGCUGUUUCCCGAUAUAUUGAAGUUUAAGACACGAGCUAAAUAUUACACGUAUGUUGUCUCGUACCUCACAUUACACUGGAUAUCAAUGUUUCACUCCACUGUCAACCCUAUCAUGUAUUCAUUCUUAAGCGACAACUUUCGAACUGACUUAAAAAGUGUGUUCAGGAAGUUAUUCAGACAAAAGCGACUACUCAUGAGAUUUGGUCCAAACAGUGGAAGUAAGUCAUCGCAGACCUCACAGAAGACUCUCUACACCAAUGUUUCGAUCAAAAGCUGGACAUCGGUGGCCACGUGGCGAUGGGUGGCCAACGACGACAACUGCGGCAUCUGUCGCAACGCCUUCGACGGCUGCUGCACUGACUGCAAGAUGCCGGGAGACGACUGUCCACUCGUGUGGGGCCAAUGCUCGCACUGCUUCCACAUCCACUGCAUCAUGAAAUGGCUGAACUCACAGCACGUCCACCAGUUGUGCCCCAUGUGUCGACAGGAGUGGAAGUUCAAGGAGUAGGAGACGUACGGCAUACCGGUGCCGAUGGACACACCGAGUCUAACGUCAUUACCUGUAUAUACAGUUGUUUUGUCAUUCAGUUUAUAGUUGUGUUUAUUUGACAUUCAUUUCAUAUGAAUAUGUUUUUG